This is a messenger RNA of Botrytis byssoidea, 1368 nucleotides long. RefSeq lists its product as uncharacterized. The transcript is spliced from 3 exons. The record is from RefSeq and is a predicted model, not a curated record. The coding region runs from base 1 to 1368 and encodes 455 amino acids. NCBI's taxonomy places the organism in Eukaryota, Fungi, Ascomycota, Leotiomycetes, Helotiales, Sclerotiniaceae.
AUGGAAUCAAAACCUGCAGUAUACACCGACGGGAGUCAUUGCACACUGAACGAAAUACGAGUUCUCGAGAUAUUACCAUUCGAAGAAUUCUCCGAGACCAUUAAUACUAUCUGCCGUAUUAUCUCCCUGGCAUCUGGUACUUCUACUGAGACCUAUGUUGCAUUGUCAUACACAUGGGGAAAACCGAACGAUACUUCCUACAUCUGCAUCAAUGGUCACAAACACAAAGUCACUCCCAAUCUGGAAUCGGCUUUGAGACAUCUGAGAGGCCACAAAGCUAAAGUUGUUAUUUGGGUGGAUGCUGUUUGUGUCAAUCAGAAUGACAUUCCCGAGAGAGAUACACAAUUGAAAAUGAUGGCGGACAUUUACAGGAAAGCCGAAAAAGGGCUUUCAUGGUUGGGGGAGGAGUCUGACGAUAGCUCGCUGGCGUUCAGAAUGAUCCAAAGAUGGGCCUCGCUGGGUAUUCCACAUGGGAUGUCACGAGGAGAACUAUCCGCAUUUUUCAAAAACACACUACAAGAUGAGAUAUUCAUGCCAAGAUCUGUUACCGCUCUCAAGAAAAUGCUGCAAAGACCAUAUUGGAAGCGAGUCUGGAUACUACAAGAAGUUACCCUGCCUCCCAUAGUAACGAUGCAAUGUGGGCAUGAACUUCUACCAUUCAGUGUAGUGGGGGUUUUCGCUUACAUAAUGCAAGAUAUUCAAAAGGAAUACCAUAGCGGUUUUUGGAGCAGCUUUGUCCAUGACCUGAUACCUACAGAUACGGAUACUAUAUCAUUAAUUCAAUGGACCUUUUACCGAAUGCUAAAAUCGGUUGACUACGAGAAAGACGAAGCUCCACACUUACUGCAUCAUCUGUACGCAUCUAUAUCUCUCGAAAGCACUGAUCCGAGGGAUCAAAUAUUUGCACUUCUUGGACUUCCUGGUUUCGAAAAAUAUCGAUCGCUGGUUCGCCCAAGCUAUAUCAAGUCAACUUCAGAAGUGUUUUCUGAAGCUGCCCGUAUCAUGAUUGAGGAGGAGAACAAUCUGGAUGCCAUAGUUUUUGCUCGCAGCUUACGCUUAUGCUGCUCGAACCUUCCACUGCCAUCCUGGGUGCCUGACUGGACAGCUAGGGGCACCAUUCUCGCCCCUCUCGUACAUUUCAGGGGGAAAAGUCAUGACCCUGUAGCUAAGUUAUCUGAUUACGUCAAUUUUUCAGCGGAUGGCCAAAUACUAUCAGUCACUGGUCUUUUACACGAUGAAGUGUCUGUUUUGAAGGGUCGUUAUUCCACUGCACCAAUGAAGAGUCACGGCGAGUGGGAACAGUUAUCUGAUCUUAAAGAUAAUUCGUUACCAAAUGGCCUCACGGUCUCACAGGCUGUGUUUCUUUAA